AUGAUGGUCGAUUGGCGUGAUCUUGGUACGAACAUCAGAAUGGGCAGGGAAUGCGCUCUCCUUGGCCAAUACGACUCGGCACUUGUUUAUUACGACAGCUGCUUGGAAAUGCUUGGCGCUAUCAUCGAAGUAACGGUCGAUCUGGAAAGGCGGCAGCGGUGGAUUAUGGCUCGUGAAACGUUGCUGCUAGAACAACGACGCGUCAAUACACUGAAGAAAGUGAUCGAAAAUCUGCGUGAAGAACCCUCGUCGUCCAUUGCGACUUUUGGCCUGGGAAGUCUGACUUUUCAGGACGAAGUCUGCGACAGUUGGUUGACACCCAGUUAUGAAAAAUUUCCAGUUUGCUACACGGACAAUCGUGUGACGAAACGCCGUGUAUCAUCAACGGAUCGCAUUAAAGCGAAGACUUGCGGUAAUGCGAAAAAAUCUUCUGACGAACAGAUUCACAGGAAGAAAGGAAGUUCACAUGGUAAGGAAUGCCGCGGUAUGCGCAAGUCUAACAGUCAAAGCAGCGGCAUCGAUUCUACACGAAUACAGCGAACAAAUUCCAUCAGUGGCUUACGUCCGUCAUCCAGAAACAAGACCGACAAAACUGGCUCUCCCGGCGGCGGUAGUAGCAGCAGCACCGGCUCCGGUGUCGAAAGCGGCAGCAUUGCUGACAAAGAUGAUCUAGAAUUUGAGCGGAAGUUCGAUUCUGCCGGAUACGAUAAAGAUUUAACCGAAUGCAUUGAGCGCGAUAUCGUCGUACGUGAUCCGAACGUUCACUGGUCUGACAUUGCGGGAUUGUCUGAAGCCAAGCGUUUGCUUCAAGAGGCCGUUGUUCUGCCGUUAUGGUUACCCGAUUUUUUCAAGGUAGCGUCAUAA
This is a messenger RNA of Soboliphyme baturini, 864 nucleotides long. NCBI's taxonomy places the organism in Eukaryota, Metazoa, Nematoda, Enoplea, Dioctophymatida, Soboliphymatidae. The record is from the annotation of a GenBank genome assembly.